UUGAGCCCCGAAAAAAAAAUUGUCUCAGAUCGACCCGGAAAAAAAAUUUUCUUAUAGAACUAUAGUUUCAGAAAUUCUACAAACUUACUUGAAACCAUUUUUUUAAUGUUCUGAGCAUUUUCCAUUGAAACUACGUAAAUUUUUGAAAUGUUAGAAUUUUCCUUUGAAACCGUCAUGGAAAUCUCGCUUUAUAGGGCCAUUGAAUCUCAGAGCAAAGUCUUACUGCUACAUUUUCCAUAGGAAAAUUCAUUAUAUACAAAUUAAAUAAGGCUCCAUCUACGUUAACAUUAUUUUGGAAAAAAUGCCAUUUAACAGUGUUCGUACCCCACAAACCACUUAUUAUACAAGCUGUUUUGCAUUAACGGUACUUACCCAUAUAUCACAACAACUUCCCAUGGAUGUAUUCAGAAUGUUCAGUCACGUCAUGGUUCGGCGUCUAUGAGAAAAAUAAUAAAAAUUCAAUCAGUCCGUUUUUAAUUAUAAUCUUUUUUUUUACAUUACCUCAAUUAGAACGUUCCUUGAAGGUCUACAUGAAGUAAAUUAAGUAACAAUGCAUAGACGUCCUUUAAUGUACGUUUCACAGAUGUCCAUUUAAUGUACUGCGCGUAAUGGGACACGCGAAAAUUAGAAAUUCUGGCUAGCAAAUCAUUUCAUACUUAAGUAACUGGAAUUUGGGGUUAGGAGAGCUUUUGUAAUUUGUUGCCACCAUGCACUUGAAAAAUUGUAUCUAUUGAUCAAUGGCAAUAUAUGUUAGGUGUUUUAUAAAAGAUAAUUUUUAAACGAAAACUGACCAGGAUGUAGCGAUAUUGUAAAAGUAUUUUCUUAAAGUUUAGUCCACUAAAGGACAUCCAUGGAAUGGAUAUUUAAAAUGUCACUGAAACGUUUCAGUUAGAACAUCUAAAACGAACACCCGUUUUAGAUCCAUGGACAAUGCACAUUCAUACAAAUAAUGGACCUAAAACGUACCUACGUCGGUUGCUAUAUGGGGAAUGUGCAAAAUUUUGAAUUAGGCCGUAUUCUGAAAGAUAUUUUGGAAAAUAUCGCGGUAAAUUCGCUAUUUGAACUUGUGAGGUCCCUAAUUCCCAUGUGAAAACCAUUUGGGUCACACGUGGUAUGAUCGUAUCCUCUAAAUGCACAGUUUUGCGCGAAUCCUCUUAAUUAACGAGAAGGGAAGAGACUAUAUGCAUUUCAGUUUCGCUAAAAGUGAGUUUGGACUUACAUUCUUGGUUAUAGUCGCUUUUCUUCAUUAUUAUGGAGAAACAAACCAUUAGCUACGGCAUUCAAAAUUUGAUUUACUUGCUUGCGUGCCUUUCUCUCCACCGACUUGAGUCUAAAGACCAUGUCUUCUUCCCCAGGUGACAAAUGUGCUCUAAUUGGUGGAAAUGAAGGCAGAAUCUCCUAAACACUGCGCUGUUGGAAACGCAUGCCACGCUUACAUCUCGACAUUUUGUAGAAUGCACUGUGCAAAAAUUACUGUGUUCAACAAUUUUAGUUCAUGUUAUCAGUUUACAUCCCGUUUGCUUAAUGCCGUCUUUAAAGUGUUGCUAAUAGCGGAAGUGAUCGUGUUGGGAACAUGUUUCUAACACGAUUAAGAGAUGUUUUUCGGCGUCUUUUGCUUAAACAAGUGUCGUCGUUAGGCCACAACUUGUCACGUGUGGACGCUAACAGCGCAGAGGUGGAAUCUGCAAGUAUCCGUAAUCCCACACAAACGGAUAGCGGAUAUUAUAGAAACUACGAUCAUUUACCUAAUCGUCCGAGGCGAACCAACUCUUCCCAAAUUCCUUGUCUUCCAACAAACGAGGGUCCGCCCAUACCUUCGCCGCCGCCUCCGCGGAGACUACUAGAGCUGGAACCAGCAGAGGAACAGAUCAAUGUCGGAGCCGCGCCACUUGCUCAAGACGAAACAAAAUUGCUACCCUACUCGCCCAAGGAAUACCUAUCGCCCGGGGCUAACAUCAAAAAGUCUGAUGCCAACAAGAAGGUCGAGAGAUUUGACGAAAUACCUAACGAAUUCGAAUGUUGCUUUUGCACUUCAAAGGAUUAUAAGGAAUUCGUCGACGCAGAAAACCUGAUGCCAUUAGGAACAAGUGAUUUCCGAAACCCGGUUUGUUUAGAAAUGAAAACGUUACGAAACGGAAUGACCGACUUCGUGAAUCCUUUUGGAGAUUUUGACAUUAAUACCAAACCUGCUUUUCAAAAUGCCAUCAACAGUGCCGAUAUGGGUAGCAUGGAUAGCUCAGAUACCUUUGCGAGUUGCAACACCCAUCCCUACCACUCCCAAGGUGACCUAACUUCAAACGUAGCAGAUCCCACGUGCGCGAUUGAUAGCAACCUGUACGUAAACCCUUUAGACAAAAGCGUAGAUAAUAGCCCCACAGCACCCCCACCCGGAAUCAGCCUAAUAUCGGCCGUCAAAAAAUCAGCGUCCGGAGACACCGGAUUAAGAAGCUUGGGGACGACGCCAAUUGAAGAAAGCUACAGAGGCUUCGGUGGCAUUGACCGUGGAAGUCGGGUGAGUCUAAACGAUUCGCCUCAACCCAAGCAUAGAAAGACGCGUUUUCAACCGACUAAUCGACAAAGAACACGAUUCGGUAAUGCAUUUGAACGCCAGUCCCAAGAGAGCUUAGAAGGUAAACGUAAUUCCAAAAAGUCCUUCAUGACGAGCAAAGGUUUUGCAUCAGCCAGCAGAAUACUAAAUCAGCACCUCUUCGGUUUGCACGCGCUCAGCGGAUCGAGAUCAGGAAAAAAUGGCGACAGCAAAUCUUCCCUAUCCGUAGAUUCCAUGGACAGUCGCACCAGUUCGCCAAUGGAACACCAUCGUCGCUCAAAGUCGAUUUUAAAGAAAUCGGAUGGAAGCUCGCACAAAAACGGGGACCCCGAAAGUGAACGACUCAUAUCGGAUAGCACCUCGGGUAUUGAUGUUGGGUCGGGCAGCGAGUACUCAUCACCCAGUAAACGCCUAUCGUCGCCGCCCGUUAAACACCGACCCCAUCAGAAACUCACAAGAUCUCUUCCUUUAUCCGGUCAGGCCGACUAUGAUAGAAACCGAACUUUAAAAUCACCUUUGUUUUUACUUGAUGAUAUUAUUAGUAAAGAUAGACAAAAUGACUAUGUGAUAGAUAAACUGAAAGAGUGUAGUGGUAGUGUACGUGACUUACCUUUAUACAUAUGUCCACCGCCACCACCAAUGGAUCAUUCCCCCACCGAAGAAACGAGGUUACUUUUACAUACGCCGACUCCAGUUGUUGUUUCUACACCAAGACAAGCUAAUUAUCUUUCAAAAGGACCUGAUCCGUCCUCGUAGCAAUUACAG
Messenger RNA from Photinus pyralis (common eastern firefly), 3313 nucleotides. RefSeq lists its product as uncharacterized. The record is from RefSeq and is a predicted model, not a curated record. The transcript has 5 exons. Lineage: Eukaryota; Metazoa; Arthropoda; Insecta; Coleoptera; Lampyridae. The coding region runs from base 1574 to 3304 and encodes 576 amino acids.